Messenger RNA from Hypanus sabinus (Atlantic stingray), 3731 nucleotides. Its product is annotated as transcription elongation regulator 1-like. The record is from RefSeq and is a predicted model, not a curated record. Gene Ontology annotation, cellular component: nucleus. The coding region runs from base 45 to 3257 and encodes 1070 amino acids. Gene Ontology annotation, molecular function: transcription coregulator activity; RNA polymerase binding. The transcript is spliced from 22 exons. NCBI's taxonomy places the organism in Eukaryota, Metazoa, Chordata, Chondrichthyes, Myliobatiformes, Dasyatidae.
GGUAGCGGAAGGUUUUUCUGUCCUCCCCUCCCCCAUAGCUCUUCAUGAUGGCCGACGUGGGGUUGUUGAUGCAGGAUGGCUUGUUACACCCGAGCCAGGCGCAAGCGGAUGGAGCUGGCGAUCAGCCUAAACCCAACAGCGACACCUCCAACCAGGCUCGGAUGGCGCAUCAGCAGGCAUUACGAUUUCGUGGCCCUGCUCCUCCAACAAACGCAAUGCUGCGGGGUCCACCACCUCUUCAUGUGCGUCCACCUCCUCCACCAUUUGCCAUGAUGAGAGGACCACCACCGCGUCCUCCUUUUGGGCGACCACCAUUUGAUCCCAGUAUGCCACCAAUUCCACCGCCCCCAGGAGGAAUGCCACCACCCAUGGCUCCACCACAUAUGCAGCGACCACCUUUCAUACCUCCUCCUAUGGCCAGCAUGCCCCCACCACCAGGAAUGAUAUUUCCACCGGGGAUGCCUCCAGUUUCUGCACCAACGGCUCCUGGGUUGCCAAAUAAUGAAGAGAUUUGGGUAGAAAACAAAACACCAGAAGGAAAGGUAUACUAUUACAAUGCUCGGACACGGGAGUCUGCCUGGUCAAAGCCAGAGGGUGUAAAGAUAAUUCAACAAUCAGAACUGACACCAGUCCUGGCUUCGCAAGUGAUCACUACAACAUCAACACCUAUUGGUAGUACGGCAGCCCCAUCUGUUUCAACACCCACUUCAUCUGUUCAGUCUACAGCGCCAGUCUCUUCCAGCACACCAGCUUCAGUUGUAACGGUCUCAGCAGCAGGUCCAGAUCAUAUGCGAUUAAGCACACCAACUUAUUCAGCAUUAAAAGGGUUUGGAAAAAGUAUGAGGAGUGUGUCAAGUGACGGUGCCAGCUUUACUUUUCCACUGGUAUCUGCAGCUCCCGAUCAGCCUCCACCUGCUGCCUCAGUGGCUACCCCAACACCGCCAGUCUCUGUAGCAGUGACUACCAGUGCGACACAACCGUCUGUACCUCAGUCUAUGCAACAGGCCAUGCCACCGCCUGUACCGCAUUCAGUGCCUCAACCAGCCGCAGCAAUCCCAGCCUUUCCUCCAGUGAUGGUGCCGCCGUUCCGUGUGCCAUUGCCCGGCAUGCCAAUUCCACUGCCAGGUUUACAAGUACAGUCUACUCCACUUACCUGUGUAGCAAUGAUGCAAAUAGUCAGCUGCCCGUAUGUAAAGACAGUCACUACCGCCAAGAAUGGUAUGUUGCCAGGAAUGGCCCCACCUAUGGUGCCGAUGUUGCCUCCACAGGUUACAAUAGCUUCCUCUGCUGCCCUACCCGGCGGUAUACCAGGAUCUGAAUGGACAGAAUAUAAAACUGGUGAUGGAAAAACAUACUAUUAUAACAACAGGACCUUGGAAUCUACCUGGGAGAAACCGCAGGAACUCAAAGAGAAAGUGGAGAAAGAAGUGGAGAAGCCAAAAGAGCUGAGCAAAGAGCCAGCAGAACCUGAACCAAUGGAGAUGGAGGUGGAGGAGCCUAAAGAAGAACCUCCAAAAGAGAAAAAAGAGGAGCCAAAGGAGGAGAUAUUGACUGAAGAAGAAAAAGCUGCACAAAAAGCCAAACCUGUGGCUACCACCCCUGUUCCUGGUACACCAUGGUGUGUUGUGUGGACUGGCGAUGAGCGAGUAUUUUAUUAUAACCCAACAACCCGCUUGUCAAUGUGGGAUAGGCCAGAUGAACUGGUUGGAAGAGCUGACGUUGACAAAAUUAUCCAGGAACCUCCUCACAAAAAAUGUUCUGACAAUGAGAAGAAACUUGUGAGAGAUGAAUCUGAACCUCUGGAGGAUGAAUAUGAUGAUGAACCAAUUAAAGCAAAGAAGCGAAAGAAGGAUGACCUUAAAGAUCCAGAGUCUGAGAAGGAGGCAGCAAUGGAAGCUGAGAUCAAAGCAGCACGGGAGAGGGCCAUAGUUCCACUGGAGACUCGCAUGAAACAGUUCAGGGAUAUGCUGCUUGAGAGAGGGGUCUCAGCAUUUUCUACAUGGGAAAAGGAACUUCACAAGAUUGUUUUUGAUCCAAGAUAUCUCCUUCUUAAUCCCAAGGAGAGAAAACAGGUUUUUGACCAGUAUGUGAAAACAAGAGCUGAAGAAGAGCGAAAAGAAAAGAAAAACAAGCUGCAGCAAUCAAAGGAAGAUUUCAAAAAAUUACUGGAGGAUGCAAAGUUAACUCCCAGAUCCACGUUCAGUGACUUUGCUUCUAAAUUUGGCAAAGACUCCCGAUUUAAGGCCAUUGAGAAGAUGAAGGAUCGGGAAAGCAUAUUUAUCGAAUUUAUUACCAGCAUGAGGAAGCGUGAGAAAGAAGACUCGAAGAGUCGUACAGAGAAGAUAAAGGGCAACUUUUUUGACAUGCUAUCUGAGCACCAUUUGGACAGUCAGUUACGCUGGAGCAAAGUAAAGGAGAAAUUUGAGAGUGACUCACGGUACAAAGCUGUGGAUAGUUCUGGAUUGAGGGAGGAUUUCUUUAAACAGUACAUGGAGAAAUUGGCCAAGCACAUAGACUCUGAUAAAGAGAAGGAGCUGGAGCGCCAAGCACGAAUAGAAGCAAGUUUACGAGAACGGGAAAGAGAAGUUCUGAAAGCUCGCUCAGAGCAGACCAAGGAAAUUGACAGAGAGCGUGAGCAGCACAAGCGAGAAGAAGCUAUUCAGAAUUUCAAAGCCUUGUUGUCCGAUAUGGUCCGUUCUUCGGAUGUUACAUGGUCAGAUACCAGGAGAUCACUAAGGAAAGACCAUCGCUGGGAAUCUGCUUCAUUACUGGAAAGAGAAGAGAAAGAAAAAUUGUUCAGUGAACAUAUUGAGGCCCUUACAAAAAAAAAGAGAGAGCAUUUUAGGCAGCUUCUGGAUGAGACUUCAGCAAUCACUCUCACCUCUACAUGGAAGGAAGUGAAAAAAGUCAUCAAAGAGGAUCCUCGCUGUAUCAAAUUCUCGUCAAGUGAUAGGAAAAAACAGAGGGAAUUUGAAGAAUAUAUUCGGGAUAAAUACAUCACAGCCAAAGCAGACUUUAGAACAUUGUUGAAAGAGACCAAAUUUAUUACUUACAGAUCGAAGAAAUUAUUGCAUGAAUCAGAUCAGCAUUUGAAAGACAUCGAAAGGAUCCUUCAGAAUGACAAGCGUUACUUAGUGCUAGAGUGUGUGCCAGAGGAAAGACGCAAGCUUAUUAUGGCCUACAUCGAUGACCUCGAUCGGCGGGGCCCUCCCCCACCUCCUACUGCUUCAGAGCCAACCAGGCGAUCAGCGAAAUAACACCAAAAAAAAUCUCCUGAGCAUGAGUAGGCUCCCCAUCAACUGAGACUUGUGCAUGAGCCAUCUGCCAGACUUCACAACGUUUGUGCAGUAUUAAUGUGUCUGCUUUGUCCAGUUUUGUAUAUAGUAUGGACACAUUUGUACCAGCUUGUCAUCAUGUUGAAGUGGAAGCUUUGACUCAUCAUUCAGUUGUGUAAAAUAAGAACAUUUUUUAAAAGAAAAGUACAGCUGAUGUAUUACCUGCAGCAUGGUCGUUAGUCCAAACAAAUGACUGUACAACACAACUCUGUAAAAACUAGCAUUUAGUUACCAAUAAUUUUCAAAGUCAGUCACUGAUCUCAAAAGGGUUUUGUUUGUAACAUUUAAGCUUUUACUUGUGUUUAAAUGUAAGUUUCCAAAGUGACUUUAUUAACUAAAGUGUUGGAAAUGUUGCCUAGUUGAAAUGUUUACUGCAAUAAACCAUCUUUUUUCUAA